Messenger RNA from Paramecium sonneborni, 754 nucleotides. NCBI's taxonomy places the organism in Eukaryota, Ciliophora, Oligohymenophorea, Peniculida, Parameciidae. The record is from the annotation of a GenBank genome assembly.
AUGAAUAACAAUGACCUAGUACCAGUCAACUUUAAUGCUUAACAACUUGCAUUUCCAUUGUAUAUUCCUCAGUUAAUGAAUUCCCAAUAAAUCUUUUUUCCCUUCAUGUAUUACUAGUUCCCAUACUUUUAACACUUGUAAGCACAAUAGACUGUAACAAAACCUAUUUAAUCAAAUGAAUAAGAAUAAAUAAAUAGUUGUUCUUAAUUUGUGUCAGUUAGUGGUACAAGAAUAAAGCUGAAUCUAAAAUUAAUUAAAGAGCUUCCAUAAUCCACUCCUACUACCAUUCAUGAUGAAAAUGAAUCAGAAUUAAAUAGUAAAUAGAUAGAUAAACAUUUCAAAAUUAUAAAAUAGAGUAAGCAUGUUAAAAGACAUAUUUCCACUCGUAAUGUGCACGUAAAUACAGAUUAGAUUAAUCAACCUUAUAAGUUCUAUUUCAGGAAAAAUGAUGGAUUCAUUCAUAUAGGAAAUGGACAUUAGACUGACCUAGUGAAAAACAAAUUCAAUUUCAAUAUGAUGAGAAUGAAAUUAAAAUAGUUUUAAGUUUGGGAUCAAAAGAAUAUCUCUUUAUGUAUGAAUGACUUUCUAUUUAGAUGAUGAAAUUAAACAACUUUUGAAUUUGACUGAUGAUAAAACAUUGUAAAUUUUAUAGUCAUACAAAAAUAUUAAGUUACUUCACAAAAAACUUAUGAGUGGAGAUCCAAUUGCAUAUGAGGAAGUCUAAAAUCUACUAAUUAAAAAAUAUAAUUAAUGA